AUGUCCAAAGCACAAAUAGAUCUUGCUAACUUGGAUUUCAGCUGUACCUACUCAUUUGAAGAGUUCGAGUUAAUUAAUGAACAGCUCAAAACACGCUCCUUAGAAGUCAACGGGCAACCAGUCAAUUUAUUUGACCUCGACAAAAAUGGAAAGCUUGUUCCAAUGCCACAGGCCACUCACUGCAUGGAGGUUACUGUUGGAGAGAUUGUCAGACAGCUUGGUAAUUGGAACAUUCAAACUCGACAAAACGGGGAUGUAAAAACAGCACAAGGAGGGUUUGAUUUCAGUGUUGGAGGCCAAAGAACGAUUAGAGCUCCUGAUGUCUCCUUCACACCCAAAGCAAUAUCUCGCCAAUUGACUGAAUUACAACGUUGGACUUUCCAGGGUCAACCAUUCACUCCCACAUUCGUUGUCGAGGUUGGAGAUUCCCAAAGUAGUACAUCAGCGUUCAGGGAGUUAGAUGAUAAAUUUAAGCGCGAAUACUUUGCAGUUGGAACAUCUGUACAACUCGGUUGGUUGAUUGAUCCCAAAAAUAGAAGAAUCUGGGUAUACAAGCGGAAUAAACAUGGCAAUGUCUAUCAUCGUGAGCGCGUAUGGGAAGAUGUAGAGGGUGGUGAUGUUUUGCCAAGGUUCACAUUGAAGAUGCUGAUGAUUGAGGAAGCAAUUUCACAGGAAUCUUCUGAAUCAUCAUCAGAGAAUGAAGAAUUGCAAAUUGAUUGCCCUGAAUGUGACACAACUUUCUCUGAUCAUUACACUUUCAUGGAACAUUAUACAAAUGAGCAUGCUUGUAAACGGCGUAGAAACAGA
Paraglomus occultum is the source of this 807-nucleotide messenger RNA. NCBI's taxonomy places the organism in Eukaryota, Fungi, Glomeromycota, Glomeromycetes, Paraglomerales, Paraglomeraceae. The record is from the annotation of a GenBank genome assembly.